ACGCUUCCCCGCUUCGGUUCCGACUUCCGCCUCUCGCGCGCUUGCGCGCGCCGAUGAGGGGUUUGUCGCCAUGCUGGCGGCUCGCGGCGCCGCGGCGCGCAGGCACAGCUUCAGCAGCCAGGUGCAACGCCUGCACUCCCAGACCUCCCAGCAGUCGCAGCUCACCGACCCCACCACAGGCGCCAACCGCCUCUCCACCUGGGUUUCUGAACUGGGCGUGCUGGAGUUUCCAGAGGAGAUAUCCCUGCCAGACAAAGCGCUGCAAGUGGCGGUUGAGACCUUGAAGCGACACAAGACCAUCACCUACGAAGACAUCGUGGAGAGCGAGGGUGUGAAGCAAAGCGUCUACUUGGAUUACCUCAAGUCGGAGAUCGACACGGAGAACGCCUUCCUGGAGCUUCCGCUGACCAUUCUGGUGCUGGUGUCCUUCGCCAUUCUGGCCAUGAACGUCAUGCACCAGGAGCAGCUGUUCGCCCUCGAGGAGGCCAUCGAGCGGGACCUGAUCGAGAACGCCAACUUCGCCUGGAGCGGGAACUUUGGGCACAAGGGCCUUGAGCAGGUCAGCUCCAUUGAGGAUUUCUGGUCCUUCAUGCGGCUGGGGCUGCUAGGCUUGGUGGUGAAGCCCGUUUGGCUCUACUCUGAGUCUCCGCUGAACACCACCACUGCUUGGGCUUCCAGCUGGCUCUUCCCUGGCUAUGACAAGCCGGCGCCUGUGAAAAACGAAUAUCUUCACUAUGCCAAGCUGGUGAGCGGGGUGCGGAUGCGCCAGCAAAUCGCGGCGGAGGGGAGCUGCAUCGUGCCGAACGUCCUGGACCCCGGGUCUGUGCAGAGGUGGCUCGCAAAGCCUUGCUUCCCCUCGGAUUUGGGACUCUUGACCCCUGAGGUGAACGAGGCUGAGAACUUUGAGAACCUUCAGAGGGAAGAGUUCUUAUUCCCAGAUCUCAUGGACAAGCAGGACCUGAUGAGGAAGAUUCUGGAGAUGGAGGACGGGUGCAACUACGCUCAGUCCAUUGGCAGUCUGGACACCUGCCGCUGUUCAUGGUGCAAGGACCAACCGAAGCCGCGCCCCUGGGUGGAUGAGGAGACAGCCCGGGUGGAGAUUUCCAUGGUGCUCUUCAAUCCCCAGUACGGAUCGUACACUUAUGUCUCCAUCAACUUCGUCUUCAACCGCGGCGGCCACGUCUAUGCCUUCAUCCAUUGCCUCUCGGCCUUUGUGGACUUUUUCAUGCGCCCGGUCUCCGAGUUGGCGAUCACCUUCGUCGCGGCCUUGAUUUGGUUCGGGGCCUUGGCCUACGCCACGCUGGGCGAGACUCAGGAGAUCAUCUCCACGGUGCGGAACUCCAACCGAGGCUUUUGGAGGGCCAUCCGCGACGAUUAUGUGGACUUCUACAACGUGGUGGAUUGGUUGUCCAUCAUCAUAGGCACCACAGCCAUCGCUUACUACAUCCGCUCCCGCCUGGCUGUGGCGGAGGUGAACAACACGCUGCCUCUCAUGAUCGGCGCCAGCCUGGAGCCUGGCGCUGACUACCAAGCCACGGCCAAGACCUUCUUCCUGGCCGCGGAGAGCAUGAGCAAGGCCAAGAAGGACACGGAGACGCUGAUGAUGUUCUACCCGCUGAUCAUCAUGAUGCGCCUCUUCCGCUCCUUCGAGGCCCAGCCGCGGCUCGCCAUCGUGUCCAGCACCCUCCGCACCGCCGCCGCGGACCUGGCCCACUUCUUCAUGAUCUUCGCGUGUGUCUACCUUUGCUUCGUGGUUAGCAGCCUCCUCUUCUUCGGCCAAGACUUGGAGAGUUUCAGUACCUUGGACCGGGCGCUGCACAGCUGCUUCCUCGCCAUGUUCGGGGACUGGGACUGGCACGCCCUCUCCGACGUGGGCAUGGUGAGAGCAGCGGUCUGGUUUUGGCUCUUUAUGAUCGUCAUGGUGCUGUUCUUGCUGAACAUGCUGCUGGCAAUCAUCAUGGAUGCCUAUCAGAUGGAGAAGUACAAGGCCUCUGACGCCACCACUCUUUGGCAGCAGAUCCGGGACUUGAUCCAGCGGCGACGGCAGUACACCCGCGGGGAGCGGGUGCGGCUCAGCGACGUGUGGAACACCUUCCGGAAGCAGUUCGCGGGGAAGGAGAAGGCCAUGCUCUCUAGCGAGAACAUGAUCUCCGUGGAGUUUCUGGUCAAGAACGUCACCCGCAUGCCGUACAAGCAAGCCUACCGGACUCUGGUGAGCGCUCUGGAACGGGACGCCUUGUUGACGAAGGGCUUCCUCACCGAGGAACAGGUAAAUAAGCACGUGGAGAUGACGCUGGAGCAGAUGGACAAGAAAAUCCAGGACAUCAAGGCGGACCUGGACUUCGUAGCGGACAAGUUGGACUUCUUCGAUCGGCUGCAGGCCGCGGGGGACGCGGAGUACGACUUCUACUUUGGCGCCGAGGGCCACACCCCGGACGAGGCCUCCAGGUUGUGGAUCCACAACUCCAUCAGCAAGAUCUCCUUGGAGCUGCAGGCCAACUUCGCCAAAGGUCUCCAAAGGAUCGGGACCUGGCAGGACGAGUUCGAGUGCGAGCAGACCGAGCUGAACGACAGCCUGAUCGAGUUCCGACUGCUGCUCCAUCAGCUAUUCGAAGCUGUGCAGGAGCUGUCUUCCCUUGUCGAGAGUAUGGACAGCAACAACGAGGAGCCCCAAUGAGCUGGCGCUGGGGCUGGGCUGAGGGUUGUCGAAAGAAGUCAC
Molecule: messenger RNA, 2719 nt
Organism: Effrenium voratum
Lineage: Eukaryota; Dinophyceae; Suessiales; Symbiodiniaceae
Source: the annotation of a GenBank genome assembly